CGCCUCGGGUCUUAACUAAAUUAUCGCUGCUGACGAAUUGUAAUUCCUAGAAGCUAAUAAGCCUCCCUCGAUCUACCUCUAAUUGGCGUUGUUCGUCCUCUUUUAAUUUCCCUCCCGGAAUUUUUAAUUUCUGGGAACCGUCAAAUCUUUCACACUCCAAGAGACUCAGCUCUGGACUAACUUAGUACCAGCUAGUAGGGACUAAGUAGUACGUACUCCCGGACAACGUACCAGAGUACUGCUAAGUUCUAGGUAUUCCUUCUCGCUCUCAUGUCCCUCCUCCUCCCCUGACUCGUUUUCCUCCCCGUCGCACCUUCGUUUUCGUUCUUUCCUUCCUUUCUCCCAUAGAGUUCUUGAAUAUUCACACUGCUACCAGGGUUAUGAAAUGAGAGUAUCCCACCGCAUCGGGGCGGCUGCCCUCCUUAUCAUCCUCAUCUUCCUCAUCAAGCGCCAUCUCGAUUCUACCACCGACGCCCCCCGUCCUAAAACCCUCUGGAACUACAACGUUGGCAGCAAAUCCGACAAUUCCGAGUUCGAUCUCUGGAAAUCAAAAUGGUCUGCUUCAGAAGCCGGCGUCUCUCGACAGGAGUACGAAACUACCCCCAUUGUCGUGCCUAACGAUCGGGUCAUCGUUAUGGCCAGAUUGUCGACCGAGGAUACCAACUGGGUCAGCGCUGAUUUGGCAGAUUGGCGAAAUUACAUUUACACCGUUGACGACGUCAAUGCCCGGAAACACACUCCCAAGAACAAAGGCCGCGAGAGUCUGGCCUACCUUCAGUACAUAGUGGAGCACUACGACGACCUCCCCUCGACCAUUGUCUUCCUUCACAGCCAUAAAGAUGGAUGGCCUGCUGCCUGGCACACGGACACCAUGGACUACAGCAACGUGGAAUCAAUUCGCGCCCUUCAAACCGACUUUAUCCAGCAGAACGGCUACGCCAAUUUGCGAUGCCAGGAGACCCCUGGCUGUCCCGAUGAAAUUAGACCCUUCCGCGACCCUCCCCGACCGGGCAAAACUGUAGAAAAGAUCUACGCCCAGGCUUGGCAGGAGUUGUUCCAUAACACCAACGUCCCCGAGGUGAUUGGUGUGCCGUGUUGUUCACAGUUUGCAGUUUCUCGCGAUCAAGUUCUAAAGCGCCCCUUGAGUGACUACCAACGAUUCUACAACUGGGUGUUGAACAACGAUCUCCCAGAUGAUAUGACAUCGCGAGUGAUGGAGUAUACUUGGCAUAUAAUAUUUGGACAGGAUCCGGUUUAUUGUCCCGACGUUUUCCAGUGUUACCAAGAUGUCUACGGCAACCCCUAUUUCUGGUGAUUCUUGUAUAUAAAUACCCUUUUAUUCUUCACUGCAUUUCCCCUUUUUCUCCCCUGCAUUUAUGAUGAUAUAUGUGACUACAUUUCGCUUCUGCCUAUACGGCAUUUGUUGUAUAUUAAUCAACUUUUGCAUCAAAACUG
Aspergillus ochraceoroseus IBT 24754 is the source of this 1455-nucleotide messenger RNA. RefSeq names its product DUF3431 domain-containing protein. The transcript has 3 exons. The coding region runs from base 386 to 1315 and encodes 309 amino acids. The record is from RefSeq and is a predicted model, not a curated record. Lineage: Eukaryota; Fungi; Ascomycota; Eurotiomycetes; Eurotiales; Aspergillaceae.